CGGGGGGCUUGCGCGUACCCGCCUCUAUAAAACUGGCUCACACCGCUCGUUCCUCAGCAUUACUUGCUCAAACGUCCCACGUGACGUACGUCACUUUGCCUAAAUAAUAAAAUUCGCUAUUUCAGUAUUCUAUUUAUACAUUUUAUUUGUAAGAAUUGAAGAAAUAUUCUAGUCAACAAUGGCUUACCUUCAAUCGAUGCCUAAAUCUGAAACUAUUAAGCUACGUGAAAAGCAUGUUGGAUCGGCUUGUCAGCUAUUCUUCAAAUCGGCUCCGCUGAAAAUCGUGCGAGGCGUUGCCCAGUUCAUGUACGAUGAGACGGGUGAACGGUAUCUCGACUGCAUUAACAACGUCGCUCAUGUGGGCCACUGUCACCCUCACGUGGUGGAAGCGGGGCGUAAUCAAAUGUCACUAAUAUCAACAAACAACCGCUAUCUUCACGAUGCGUUGGUGGUCCUCGCUGAACGCUUGGUGAAGACUUUGCCGGAACCUUUAUCGGUCUGUUUCUUCGUCAACUCCGGAUCAGAGGCCAAUGACCUGGCCUUACGAUUGGCAAGAGUUCACACCAAAAACAAGGAUGUUAUCACUCUAGACCACGCGUAUCAUGGCCAUCUCACUUCUAUGAUUGAUGUGUCUCCCUACAAAUUCAAUUUACCCGGAGGGCCAGACAAGCCAGAAUGGGUCCACGUGGCCCCAGUCCCGGACGUCUACAGAGGGAAAUAUAUCUAUCCCAAUGAUGGUCAAUCGGAGGAAGAACUAGGUCAAAAGUACGCCGACGAAGUGGGCAAGAUCUGUGAACAAUUGAAGAAAGAGAAACGCCGGGUGUGCGCAUUCAUCGCUGAGAGCCUACAGAGUUGCGGCGGGCAAAUCAUCCCCCCUAAUGGCUAUAUGAAACGUGUUUUUGAGCACGUACGCGAGGCCGAUGGGGUUUGCAUCGCCGACGAAGUGCAAGUGGGUUUCGGCCGCGUCGGUACCCACAUGUGGGCAUUCGAAACGCAGGACGUGGUACCCGAUAUCGUGACCAUGGGUAAACCCAUGGGUAACGGACACCCAGUCGCUGCCGUUAUCACUACACCUGAAAUUGCCAAGAGUUUUGCUGACACCGGUGUGGAGUACUUUAAUACGUACGGAGGCAACCCGGUCUCCUGUGCGAUCGCAAACGCAGUCCUCGACGUAAUUGAAGAGGAACGUUUAAUGGAGCGCGCUCAACGUGUCGGAAAUCACCUCAUAAACAGAUGCGAAGCGUUGAAGCAUAAACACCGUCUCAUUGGUGAUGUCAGAGGUCGUGGGUUGUUCGUUGGCGUGGAAUUGGUUACUGACCGGGAGACGCGGACGCCCGCGACUGCAGAAGCGAAACAUAUUGUCAAUAGAAUGCGCGAAGAGAAGAUCCUGAUAAGCCGCGAUGGUCCAGACAGCAACGUGCUAAAAUUCAAGCCACCGAUGGUGUUCAGCACACAGGACGCCGACCGAUUAGUCGACACGCUGGACAGGAUGCUGGCUGAGCUCGAUGGCCAGAGUAGACCCGUCAGCAAUCUCACGCUUGAGGUCCGCGUGACACCUAUCAACGAUAACACCCAAAGCAGUGACGCAUUGAGAAAUAGUCAUCUACAAACAGUUAAAACGGCAGGUUAACUUCUUCUUUACUUACUAUGUAGGUACAUUAUAGUAUUUUUCGAAUAUUAAAUGUAAAUAUGGAAUUAGGUGUAAUUAAUAUAAGUUUUAUUGUAAUUAGGUUUUGUGUUUAAAUGUUAACUAUUUUGUAUAGGCUACCCUUAGAAUAAUAACGCAUAGAAACCUAGUCCGCACACGCUAAGUGAGGCAAAUUGAAGCGCGCCCAAUGGGCCUGCACGAGCGG
Molecule: messenger RNA, 1853 nt
Organism: Hyposmocoma kahamanoa
Lineage: Eukaryota; Metazoa; Arthropoda; Insecta; Lepidoptera; Cosmopterigidae
Product: alanine--glyoxylate aminotransferase 2-like
Exons: 10
Coding region: 179-1630 (483 amino acids)
Cellular component (GO): mitochondrion
Molecular function (GO): pyridoxal phosphate binding; transaminase activity
Source: RefSeq, a predicted model, not a curated record